AAAUGAAAGUGGGUCCGAUCCUAUUAUCUUUUCAUACCUAUCCAAACAAGUAUUCUUGAAUCUGAAGUCUUUCACAGAAGAAAUUAUAUAAGAGGAAGAAACUCAAGUUUUUACAAGCAGAGGAAGAAGAAAAAGAUGGAAGGUCAGGUAGAUGAAGAGCAGCUAAACACAUCUAGGGUUAUAAAGGUUGAAACUUUGGAGACAUGGGAAUCGUCUGUUAUAAGAGGCAGCCCAGUUGUUGCGCACUUUACAGCUUCAUGGUGUGUGCCUUCUGUUGCUAUGAGCCCAUUCUUUGAAGAAUUGGCCUCAAGCUAUUUAAAUGUUCAGUUUCUCACUGUUGAUGUGGAUGAUGUUCAGGAGGUGGCGGCUCGGCUUGGUGUAACGGCUAUGCCAACUUUUUUGGUGAUGAAGGAAGGUAAACAGGUUGACAAGAUUGUGGGUGCUAAUCCUGAAGUGAUAAGGAAAAGGAUCGAUGGACAUGUUCAGUCCAUACGUAUGUAUUCAACAUAGCACUAGUAUAUACAGUGGGAUAUUAUACGUGAUCUCAACUUGUGGAAUAAGUGGUUAUUAUGGUUGUGCACAGAUAGUAGGCAUGGAUGAUAAGUUCUUCUUUGGUUGCUGUAACAUCUGGUGCUUUGUACUUUUCUACUGAUCGAUCAUGCUCUUGAAUUUCAUCUUAGACUUUAGAAUUGUAAUUGCUUCUUGUAAAUUCAGUAAUAUGGUAAGAAAGUUAUGAUUUGAUUUUCAA
Messenger RNA from Argentina anserina (silverweed cinquefoil), 748 nucleotides. RefSeq names its product thioredoxin-like protein CXXS1. Lineage: Eukaryota; Viridiplantae; Streptophyta; Magnoliopsida; Rosales; Rosaceae. The transcript is spliced from 3 exons. Bases 136 to 510 code for a protein of 124 amino acids. The record is from RefSeq and is a predicted model, not a curated record.